GAGCAGCUGUAACCUGUCAGAGAGAAGCUGUGAAGCUCUGUCCUCAGUCCUCAGCUCCCAGUCCUCUAGUCUGAGAGUCCUGGACCUCAGUCUCAACGACUUGAAAGACUCUGGGCUGAAGAUGUUGUGUGUUGGACUGAAGAGUCCUCACUGUAAACUGGAACAGCUCAGACUGUCAGGUUGUCUGCUCUCAGAGGAAGGCUGUGCUUCUCUGGCCUCAGCUCUGAGGUCCAACCCCUCCCGUCUGAUAGAACUGGACCUCAGCUACAACCAUCCAGGAGACACAGGAGUAAAGCUCCUGUGUGCUCUACAGGAGGACCCCCACUGCACACUGGACACUCUCAGACUGAGACCUGCUGGAGAACGAUGGAUGAAUCCAAUCCGGAGAUAUUUCUGUGAUCUCACUCUGGAUCCAAACACAGCUCACAGAAAACUCAAACUGUCUGACAACAACAAGAAGGUGACACAUGUGAGAGAGAAGCAGCCGUAUCCAGAUUAUCAGGACAGAUUUGACUUCUGGGAACAGAUUCUGUGUUCCACUGGUCUGACUGGCCGCUGUUACUGGGAGGUCGAGUGGAGUGAAGACGUUUCUAUAUCAGUGUCUUACAGAAGAAUUAGAAGGAAAGGAAACGGUGCUGACAGUUGGUUUGGACACAAUGAUCAGUCCUGGAGUCUGUGGUGUUCUAAAGGUGGUUUCUAUGUUCUUCAUAAUAACAAACAAACCCUCCUCCCUCAGCCCUGCUCCUCUUCUGGGAGAGUAGCAGUGUUUGUGGACUGUCCUGCUGGCUCUCUGUCCUUCUACACAGUCUCCUCUGACCAACUGACCCACCUCCACACCUUCAACACCACAUUCACUCAUACUCUGCUCCCUGGGUUUUGGCUCUUGUAUAAAGACUCCUCAGUGUCUCUGUGUGCUCCGACAGAUUCACUCUCCUCGGUGUAA
Messenger RNA from Boleophthalmus pectinirostris (great blue-spotted mudskipper), 943 nucleotides. RefSeq names its product stonustoxin subunit beta-like. The record is from RefSeq and is a predicted model, not a curated record. Bases 122 to 943 code for a protein of 273 amino acids. Lineage: Eukaryota; Metazoa; Chordata; Actinopteri; Gobiiformes; Gobiidae. The transcript has 4 exons. Gene Ontology annotation, molecular function: protein binding.